Molecule: messenger RNA, 1390 nt
Organism: Spodoptera exigua (beet armyworm)
Lineage: Eukaryota; Metazoa; Arthropoda; Insecta; Lepidoptera; Noctuidae
Source: the annotation of a GenBank genome assembly
UGUACGACGCCGUUGUCAGCUGAUAAACGAUCUCAUUUGAAUUAGUUUUAAAUUGAAAUAUUUGUAUGAAAUUAGUUAAAUUACAUACUAGAACUUAACACUCGUGUUAGAAACUAUCUACCAUGAAUUUUUCUGAUAAUGAGGCUGAUGAUACUUCGAGUGUUGAAAGUACUUCGAACACCGAUAAUACUUCACGUAGCGAAACUCCAACAAACUCUCGUGUUAAGAAACGUAGACGAGGUAAAAAGAAGACUACAAAACAAGUGAAACCACCAUACAAGUUUAACUGCAGUGCAAAAGAGGACCAUGGUCAGCCUUUAUUUGGAUGUCAGUUCAACCAUCACUUGGGUGAGGGACAGCCGCAGGUAUUUGCUGUGGUUGGCAGCAACAGAGUCUCCAUUUAUGAGUGCCCUGACUCUGGAGGCUUCAAAUUUCUUCAGUGUUAUGCUGACCCAGAUGUUGAUGAGACAUUCUACACAUGUGCAUGGUCAUAUGAAGAAGAAACCAACCUGCCUCUGCUGGCUGUCGCUGGCUCACGUGGUAUUGUACGGAUCUUCCAGCCUUCAACACAAACCUGCAUCAAACACUACAUUGGUCAUGGGCAUGCCAUCAAUGAAGUCAAAUUCCAUCCAAGAGAUCCCAACUUACUGCUAUCUGCAAGCAAGGACCAUGCAUUACGGCUGUGGAACAUCAUGACAGAUGUUUGCAUUGCUAUAUUUGGUGGUGUUGAAGGUCACAGGGAUGAGGUUCUCAGUGCAGAUUUUGAUCUCAAAGGAGAGAGAAUAAUGUCUUGUGGCAUGGACCACUCGCUCAAACUGUGGCGGCUAGACAAGCCAUCAAUGCAUGAAGCUAUAAAACAAAGCUACAGCUUCAACCCUCACAGAGCUUUAAGGCCUUUCAAUUCUUUGAAAGAACAUUUUCCAGAUUUUUCUACUAGGGACAUUCAUAGGAAUUAUGUUGACUGUGUUAGAUGGAUGGGUGAUCUCAUUUUGUCCAAAUCCUGCGAGAAUGCAAUAAUAUGCUGGAAGCCUGGUCGUCUCGAAGAUACAGAGUUACGUCCCGGCGACAACUCUGUCACUAUUGUGCACAGAUUCGACUACAAGGAGUGUGAGAUAUGGUUUAUACGAUUUGCUGUGGACUACAGUCAAAGGGUGAUAGCUUUAGGCAAUCAAUGUGGCAAGACAAUGGUAUGGGAGCUUGGCAACGUGGCCGGAGGCUCGCGUGUCUCGCAACUGGUGCAUCCUAGAUGCGUAGCUGCUGUUAGACAGGUGACGCUUUCCCGCAACGGCAAGAUCCUAUUGACCUGCUGCGACGACGGCACCAUCUGGCGGUGGGACAGAGUUUGCAGUAAUAUUUAAAUAAAUUAAAUAUACAUUAAUUUAAAUCGAAG